This is a messenger RNA of Podarcis lilfordi (Lilford's wall lizard), 438 nucleotides long. NCBI's taxonomy places the organism in Eukaryota, Metazoa, Chordata, Lepidosauria, Squamata, Lacertidae. The record is from the annotation of a GenBank genome assembly.
AUGCGGUUCAACUACUGUGUAGCUGUGUUGGGUUGCCAGAGUUUCUCCUCGGGGAAGCACUAUUGGGAAGUGGAAGUUGGCAACAAGCUCUCUUGGACCUUAGGCCUGGUUAGCGUUUCUAUCAACCGCAAAGGCAAAAUCGCUGCCUCCCCUGGUAGUGGAUACUGGGUAAUCCGGCUGCGAAAUGGCAUGGAGCUCAUGGCCAAGGACGACCCGCCUCAAAGGCUGUGCCCCACAUCCUUCCCCAAGACAGUUGGGGUUUAUCUGGACUAUAAUGGGGGCCUGGUGUCUUUCUGUGAUGCUUCUACCAUGGCCCACCUUUACACUUUUGCGAGUUCUAGGUUCAAAGGGAGGUUGUGCCCCUAUUUUUGCCCUGGGCUGUACAAUUCAGGGAAAAAUGCAACCCCCUUAAAAAUAUGCCACCUUCCACUAUGGUAG